Hordeum vulgare subsp. vulgare (domesticated barley) is the source of this 1095-nucleotide messenger RNA. Its product is annotated as probable DNA replication complex GINS protein PSF3. Gene Ontology annotation, cellular component: GINS complex. NCBI's taxonomy places the organism in Eukaryota, Viridiplantae, Streptophyta, Magnoliopsida, Poales, Poaceae. The transcript is spliced from 7 exons. Gene Ontology annotation, biological process: mitotic DNA replication initiation. The record is from RefSeq and is a predicted model, not a curated record. The coding region runs from base 1 to 837 and encodes 278 amino acids.
AUGGACAUUGUGGGGGAGGAGAGAACAGUUCCAGUUCCAGAGGUGCGCCACUCGCUUGGGGAAAGAAUGAAUAUGGUACGGGUACCCGAAGCCCCUUGGGCCGGCCUGUUUGACCCCCUUCGCCUCGCCCGCGCUCCCCCAAAAAACAGAGGCGAGGCGCGCGGGAAGAGACGGGCAGCGGCGGCGGGAAGCAGGCCUCGACGGCGGCGCAGGGUUGAGAACAAGCAACAGCGAUCUGUCCCGCUUGGUGAAAUGCCUUGUUACUACGACGUCAAUGACAUCCUCAUGGAGGAGGAGCUUAUUUCGGUUGUUUUCCAAGUAACUGCAAAUGGUGUUGGAAUGCUAGAUCCUGGCGCUGAGAGAAACACUGUUGAAAAGGGUGCUAAGGUAGACCUUCCAUUUUGGCUUGCACAUGGGAUGCUGUCUCUGGAGCAAGCGGUGUCAAUAAAUGUACCUCCUUGCUUCACUCAGAAAACUCGGAAGGAGAUCCAAGCUGAUGCAGCCUGUGUUGAUUUGAGGGUUCGGUGCCCUUACUUUUAUGAGCUAGGAUGCAAGAUUGUUCCUCUGGUGGGUGACAAGAGCAUUGGCCAGUUCUUGCGCUACGCGUUCACCAGCAGGUACAAGGAGAUACUAAGCAAGGCACACAGCUCUUCGACGAUGACAGUGCCCAAGUUCGCAACACGCCUUACAAAAGAAGAGGCUCAAGUGUUCGAAUCUGCCAGGGAAUCGAUGUCCUCCUUCAGGAAGUGGCGCGUCGGGGGCGCGAGGCUGCAGAAGGCGUCCAUCCUUGGAAGGAAGAGGAAGACAAAACUGCCUGACGGGCCUUCGACGAGCUGAACUGUCUCUACUGUGUAGUGGAGUCGGAGUGUGCCUGGGCAGGAGAGGGCCGAUGUAUGCGCACUGAUCGAUCUGGUACUGUAACUGCAAACAAGGAAUUCAGUCAUCAUGUAUUUCAGUCUUGUGCACCUGAUGUGUCUGUCGUUUGGCACUUGGACGUCAACUCUUGUGUUUAGAUGCUUGUAUUGAGUGCGAGUCUUGAGGAGGCUUUCCUUUCUACUAGUAGCAAUGCAAAAUAUGCGCUCAUGUUUCUGUUGA